This is a messenger RNA of Nematolebias whitei (Rio pearlfish), 1560 nucleotides long. RefSeq names its product thymine DNA glycosylase, tandem duplicate 1 (gene tdg.1). The record is from RefSeq and is a predicted model, not a curated record. The transcript is spliced from 11 exons. Gene Ontology annotation, biological process: base-excision repair, AP site formation. Gene Ontology annotation, cellular component: nucleus. Bases 113 to 1465 code for a protein of 450 amino acids. NCBI's taxonomy places the organism in Eukaryota, Metazoa, Chordata, Actinopteri, Cyprinodontiformes, Rivulidae. Gene Ontology annotation, molecular function: mismatch base pair DNA N-glycosylase activity.
CUGAUAGCCACAGAUUGUUUCCAUUAGCUUGUAGCGGUUUGUUAGCAGGAAAGUGGAAAAAUAAACAGAGCUGGUGCAAGCAAACGUCUCUGUGAGGUAAACCAGCUUAAAGAUGGACGAAAAGCUGAAUGGAUCACUGCCUGUCGUCUCCCCGGAGUAUCUUCAUCAGUGGGUUCGCUCUGCCCAGCAGUUUCAAGCUCUCCAGGCUCAAUACGCGAGCAGUGACCCAAACCAUCAGUUUCACUACCCAGAGAAUCACAUUGAAGAGGCAGCAAACGAGCACAUGGCAAACCCAGAACCCAAAAUGGAUUUGAUGGAACAUGCCAACCUGACUAAACCCCCAGCUAAAAAGCGUGGCAGACCAGCACAACCCAAGGAACCAGGUGCACCCAAACCACCAAAAGUGGCCAAGGCACCAAAAACGCCCAAAGACCCAAAUGCGCCAAAAGCCAAACCAGGUCCGAAACCCAAAAAGGCUGCAGGUGCUCAGGCUGAUGGAAAACAGGAGAAGAUUGAUGAGAGCUUCAAGAAGGUGAAAAGGAAAGUGGACCGCUUCAAAGGAAUGUCGGAGGAGGAAGUCAUGAAAAAGACUUUACCAGACCUGCUGGAUUACAACCUGGAUUAUGUCAUUAUUGGUAUCAAUCCAGGACUGAUGGCAGCUUUUAUCGGCCGCUGGUUUCCAGGUCCAGGAAAUCAUUUCUGGAAAUGCCUGUUUCUAUCUGGAUUCACAGAGGAGCAGCUCAACCACAUGCACGACACGUCGCUGCCUGUCAAGUACAAAAUGGGCUUCACCAACAUGGUAUCGAGAGCAACACCAGGGAGCAAAGACCUCUCAAGUAAGGAGUUGCGUGAAGGAGGCAAAAUUCUUGUGGAGAAGUUAAAGAAGUACAAACCGCUUAUUGCUGUGUUCAAUGGAAAAUGUAUUUAUGAGAUGUUCUGCAGAGAGCUGUUUGGCAAAAAACCACAAAAACUUGACUUUGGUUUGCAGCCGCACAAGAUCCCUGACUGUGACGUGGCCCUGUAUCUGAUGCCUUCAUCCAGCGCUCGCUGUGCCCAGUUCCCUCGCGCUCAGGACAAAGUGCACUUCUACAUCAAACUGAAGGAGCUCAGAGAUCAGCUGAGGGGCGUUCGAAAGAGCACCGAGAUCGAGGAGGUGGACUACACGUUUGACCUCAAGUUAGCUAAAGAGGAUGCCAAGAGGUUAGCAAUAAAGGAGGAGCAGUAUGAUCCAGGUUAUGAAGAUGCUUUUGGUGGAGCAUAUAUGAAGAAAGGACCUGAAGACAGCCAAGCUGAACAUCAGCUCAAUGGUCAUUGUACAUUCUCAUCUGCUGAAAACAAAGAAGGAGCGCAGGAGGCGACAACGUCACAAACGGAGGGCCAGCUCCCCGACGGAGAGUGGAUGAACGAGUCCUUUGCAGAUCAGAUUCCAAACAUAAGCGGCGGACCAAAAGGUGGCAGCAUGUGAGGGGAAAACCCAGGAACCUCAGCCAUCUCAGAUCUCCUUUAGAUAGGUUUCCUUUUUGUUAGUGUUGUCCCAGCGCAAUGUGGACACAUUUAGGA